CUUCAUUUUUUUUAUUUAAAAUUUUAAACGUGUCGAAAUUUUAGUACUCGAUAAUGGAACCCUCUGUUCAUGAUCUUGAACAUUUUAAGACCGCCUUCCAGAUAUUAGCUUUUGACAAUGAUGAUAGAGUCACAGUCAAGGAUCUUGAGAAUGCUUUACGUGCCUUGGGCAGGCAGCCGACAGAAAAGGAGCUACAAUUGAUUAUCAGCGAUGUAGAUUAUGAUGGCAACGGGUUCGUUGAAUAUGACGCGUUUGUGCGAUUACUGAUUUACAGAAUGAGCUAUCCUCCGGACGAGGAUGCUCUGCGUGAAACAUUUCGCAUUUUUGACAAGGACAACACCGGCUUUAUAGGAGUUGCUCAGAUUCGCCUCGUCAUGAUGGAUCUUAAUCAGCACUUAACCACCGAGGAGUGCGAGGAGAUGAUACGCCCCCAUGAUGAGGAUGGUGAUGGAAAACUGAGUUACGAGGAGUUUGUCCUGAUGAUGACCACCAAAUAGAUCAACUGUCAAUCGAUAAUAAUCCCCAUACCCGACAAUCCCUUUCGGAGAAUCGUACUAGUAAGGCUGCCCUGGUUGUGUACCCUUAGAAAAGCUGCCCUAUAACAAUGGAGGCUUCUGUCUGUUCAUUUGUUGGCAAAGCAAUAAUCUAAUAUGUUUUCUGAUUAAAUUUGAAUAUGUUAAGUCUAAUUUUUUGCU
Molecule: messenger RNA, 695 nt
Organism: Drosophila grimshawi
Lineage: Eukaryota; Metazoa; Arthropoda; Insecta; Diptera; Drosophilidae
Product: calmodulin
Exons: 2
Coding region: 54-497 (147 amino acids)
Molecular function (GO): enzyme regulator activity; calcium ion binding
Source: RefSeq, a predicted model, not a curated record